This is a messenger RNA of Owenia fusiformis, 1715 nucleotides long. NCBI's taxonomy places the organism in Eukaryota, Metazoa, Annelida, Polychaeta, Sabellida, Oweniidae. The record is from the annotation of a GenBank genome assembly.
UUCAGAUACUUCGAGCGAGUUGCCGUUAAACCGAGACGGCCCAACCAUUAAACAGAUUAUUAGCACAUCGACAACAAAGUUCACAAUUUAAUAGUGCUCACGCUGAAGAUGCAAAGUACAAUGGAAUACUAGUAAACACAAAGUCUCCAAGGGCGUAUCAAAUUUUGUUUUUGUUUGACAACAGACAAAACGUAAUCAUAAUUGCAUUUGACCAAGACGUUUUAGGAAAUCAGAUUAAUUAUUAGAAUAUAUUACAGCAGAAUGAAUGAGACGUUCGAGGAAUUUUAUGAACAUGAUAUGGUCACGUCGCAUUUGGAAAAUAUGACCGAUUAUGGAGAAGAUGCCAAUUGGGAAAGCUCUGCCACGCCUGUAAGGUAUUGGGUGGAAACGAUUGCUUUGCCGAUAGUAUUAUCACUGGGAAUAUUGGGUAAUCUACUUAAUAUGAUAAUUCUGACCCGAAAACGACUGCAAGCUAAAAUGGAUGAAAUGGAAAAGUCGGGACAUAUUUUCCUUAUUGCUUUGGCAGUUUCGGAUUUUCUAUUCUGUGUGGCUGAAUUUCCUCUUGGCUUUAUGCACCGAACUAUUAUCUACGACACAGAAUGCUUCAUGCUUUACUACAGAGUGUACCAUUCUGGGAUCAUCAAUAUGUUCAUACUCUCCUCAACAGCGUUAACUGUAGUUAUGGCCGUUAGUCGAGCCACGGUCGCACUCUUUCCUUUGAGGGCACGUAGUUGCAUGACCUUGACAAAGGUCAAGGUCACAUUAAUCUUAGUUUAUGUCAUAUCAGCCAUAUUCGCCCUUCCCAGAUAUUGGACAUUAAAGAUCAGCAACUAUGGAACAAUAUCAAAAGGAAUGUAUAUGGCAGAUAUGGGUGUAUUAUACGAUCCUGAUUACAAACAGGGGUUUCUUGUAUAUAAACUGUUAUGGAGCCUAAUCGGAGCCGUCAUCCCAUUUAUCCUUCUAAUCAUCAGUAAUGUUUGUUUGAUAAAGACAUUAAGAAAAUCAUUCAGAAUGCCUGAUUGUCAUGGUAACAGAUCAGUGACGUCAUCGAGCAAUCGCUUGACGCACAUUCUCAUAGCAAUCGCUAUAAUAUUUUUGCUCUUAGUAUUCCCCGCUGAACUUCUCAAGUUGAUAAACAUUUUUCGUGAAGAUUCGUCCACGAGUCCCAUUUUUGAAAUCGCAACUAUUAUCACAAACUUUAUGCAAAGUUUAAACUUCACAGUGAAUUUCAUUCUCUACUAUUCAAUUAACAUGCCGUUCAGGAAAACAGUUUUAGAUUUUUUCAGAAGCAUUGUCACAAUGGAACAAAAAAGACCAUCUCGGAAAACAAAUGCAAGCACCACCUAUCGUCACUAUAGCUAUAGGUUCAGCUCUUUCGUAUCGACACCUAUCGUAUCGACCCAGUCGGCCCAAUCACAAUGUAUAGAGAUGUGUGCUAACUAGAUGAACUCAAGUUCGAGUUGCGCACUUUUUGUAUUGGAAAUCAAAGCAUUGGACCCAAAAGUAAAGAUGAAAAGGAUCCGAAUAAACAUAAGAGAGAAUCGAUGUGAAUAUUGGCUGUUAAUAAAUGAUAAGCAGUCAUUAAACGAUAAGCAGAAUGUCAAUUAAUUGAACACUCUAGCUAGACAGUCACAAGAUGCCAUAUUCUUUAACUAUCCACAUCGAUCGAAACUGAAUUUGAAUAGUAUAUUAGAAAAUCAUUAAAAUCUAUGAAA